Candidozyma auris is the source of this 2640-nucleotide messenger RNA. RefSeq lists its product as uncharacterized. The transcript is spliced from 2 exons. Gene Ontology annotation, molecular function: beta-glucosidase activity. Gene Ontology annotation, biological process: glucan catabolic process. The record is from RefSeq and is a predicted model, not a curated record. Lineage: Eukaryota; Fungi; Ascomycota; Pichiomycetes; Serinales; Metschnikowiaceae. The coding region runs from base 1 to 2640 and encodes 879 amino acids.
AUGCUUGUUGAUCUCUCUGAGGACAACUGGGAUCUAGAGUGUACUGAAGAGCUUUCUGAUUUUGCAGACAUGACUAUUGUUAUAGUUAACUCUGUAUCAGGAGAGGGUUACAUUGAAGUCGAUUACAACUACGGUGACAGGAACAACGUUUCCUUGUGGCAUAACGGUGACGAACUCAUCAAGAGGGUCACCGAGGGUUGCAAAAAAACUGUUGUGGUCAUCAAUGCUGUCGGUCCUGUCAAUAUGGAGAAAUGGAUUGAAAACGACAAUGUAGUUGCAGUCCUCUUUGUUCCCCCAUUGGGCCAAUUCGUGGGAGUUGCGAUUGCUGAAGUACUCUUCGGAGAAGUCAAUCCGUCUGGAAAGUUGCCAUUUACAAUAGCCAAAAAGAAUCUGCAUUAUGCCGAUAUUCGAUACGAGUUGGGUGACUGUUGUGAUCCUCAAGAUACAUUCGAGAGAGGGGUGUACCUCGAUUAUCGAUUCUUCGACAAGCAUAAUAUCAAACCUCGUUUUGAAUUCGGAUACGGCUUGUCGUAUUCGAAAUUUCUGGUGACGGACCUAGAGAUCUACGAGAUCAAUCCUCCUUCUGAAUAUCUUCCUUGUCCCUCUGACUACAUGCCCAGGUUUCAUACUAUCGACGAUGACAUAUGUGAUCCGGAGGAUGCACUUUUCCCACAUGACGAGAUGGACCCUGUUCCUGGAUUUAUCUACCCUUACUUGUACAACGAAGACGUCAGGUCACUUGACGAAGAUGAUUGUUACGAUUAUCCUAAGGGCUAUACUCCCGAUCAGAAGUGCGAAGCUCCGUUAGCGGGAGGAGGGCCAGGAGGUAAUCCAGCAUUAUGGGAAACCCUCUACAGAGUUUCUGCCAAGGUCUCGAACGACGGAUCAAUUGGAGGUAACUACGUUGCACAGCUCUACAUUGAGUUCCCAAGUACCAUAGUCGCCUCUCCGCCGAGGAUACUCAGAGGCUUCGAGAAGAUUUACUUGGAGCCUAAAGAAUGUGGGGAAGUUGAGUUUGAGAUCAAGCACCGUGAUUUAAGCAUCUGGGAGAAAGAGUCUCAGCAGUGGAUUAUCCAAACAGGAACGUAUAAAUUACCACGCAGUCCCUUAAAACAGAAAAGCCCUAUCAGAGCCACAAGAUCCCUUUCCAAUAAGUACGACGAGUAUCUCACGAAAAGACCCUUGGCACCAAGAAGACUUAACAAUGACACGAAUUCUAAUGGGAGGAAACUAAAUUCGCCAAUAAAAAUUUUAAGGGAAAAUGAACUCCAUCGACAAAAACUCCCUAGGUUAUUUCGAGGACUCUCUCCACCAAAGCUCAGCGAGACUCAGCAUAGUGUGAUGAAAAGUAGAUCGUGGCAAGGAGCCAAUAAUCACCUUUCCAAGCAGAAUACGCGAAACAAAGAGACCGUGUUCCUGAAACUACGAUCUUUUUUGUCUAAAAUCAGUACGAGUGAAGACUCAGAGUACAAGCAGCUUAAGGACUCCGCAGGACUAACUGCUCCUCAUGAGACACCAACGACUCGAUUGACACCAGCUAGAAUUGACGGUCGCAGAACUCUUGGACGUCAAUGGAAUAUGUUGAAUGAAAGAGAUGAGGUUGACGAGGAAGUGAGGAGAGCCAAAGCUCGUGAAGAAGCGAAACGCCUUAAUGACAGGAUCAAUGAACUUGAGAGAACACUAGAUCUGGAACGAAAAAGCGCUCAGGAGACCAAGGAAGAUCUUGAGAGGCAGCUAUAUCUACUUAAACGUGAUAACGAAGCCACAACUCACAGUUUGAAGGAGGAGAUAAGAGAACUUGAGUUUCGUGCUAGCAGAAGAAACAAGGAGAUUGAAAGGCAGAGACUUUCACAACUUCGAGAAGAGGUUUUGCGGGAGAAUGAGUCAUUUUUGAUUCAACAAAAUACCAGAGAGCAGAACUUGAGAAGACGUGAGCAACAACUCGAAGAGUGGAAUAAGAAGCUCAAUCAGACAAGAAUCGAAGUGGAGAAGCGUGAGAUUGACGUAAAGCUGAAGGAGGAGUACCUUAGGGUGUUGGAAAAUCGUCUCAAGACGAGACAAAAUGAAGUAGAGGCCAUUGUUGAGAAGAACCCUCUAGAGGAGGUAGAACAAAUGAUAACAGAGCAUGAAAGUGAUCUCAAAACAUUUAGGGAGACGGUUCAUUUGGUGAUCGAGGAUACCAGAAGAGAAAAUGACCAAAAUCUUCUGGUUCGGCUUCAUGGCCUUCUAAAGUCUACCGGAGCUCAGAAUAAGAAGGAUGGGUAUAACAAAUGGAAGACCCUCUUCGCAGACUAUAAUAACUAUCUUGAUGAAUAUCAUCGGGUGACUAACAAGGAAGCUCUCGCAGACAAUUACAAUCAAAAAACUCUCGAAAAAAUUAAGGAAAACUUUCGCCAGCUACAUGACGAGUUUCAGAGUAAGGUUUCAAGAAGAGCAUACAGAAUCAAUCAGCUAAAUAAUCAGAUAAAGAAGAGCUGGGUCAAGCGUUUCGACUUUGACAUUGUGAAAGCCGAAAGGAUUGCUCAAUAUCUCACUAUUCGCUCAGAGCUUCAUCACAAGCAAAAGUGUACAUUAAAGAUUCUUCAAGAGCUCAAUGUGCUCAUCCAAAAACUAGAAGCGGUAGAGGCUGAUAUCGCGUAA